Cottoperca gobio is the source of this 3795-nucleotide messenger RNA. It is a transcript of the gene ical1, whose product is annotated as islet cell autoantigen 1-like. The record is from RefSeq and is a predicted model, not a curated record. NCBI's taxonomy places the organism in Eukaryota, Metazoa, Chordata, Actinopteri, Perciformes, Bovichtidae. Gene Ontology annotation, molecular function: protein domain specific binding. Bases 134 to 1843 code for a protein of 569 amino acids. Gene Ontology annotation, cellular component: Golgi apparatus. The transcript has 14 exons. Gene Ontology annotation, biological process: regulation of transport.
ACAUAUCCUGGUUCUCUGACUCAGAUUAUGACGACUGUCGGCAGAGGAGACGACCCGACCUGCGCUGCAUAGAUGCUCUGUCUGCUGGACAAAACUAAAAGCAAGAUAAAGAACAGAAAAAGGUUGAUAUCCAAUGAUGGACGGCUUUGCAGGGGACAUGCUGAGCGGCGGCCGGGCCCUGCUCGGUGAGGACAGCUCGGUCAUGGCUCGCAUGCAGAAGAAGUUCUGGAAGACCAAGCAGGUCCUCAUCAAAGCCACGGGCAAGAAAGAGGACGAGUACGUCGUGGCCUCUGACGCUGACCUGGAUGCCAAGCUCGAGUUUUUCCGCUCGGUUCAGAUCACGUGCACAGAGCUGCUGAAGGUGAUCGAGAAGUACCAGCACAGGAUCACACGCUUGUCUCAGGAGGAGAACGAGCUCGGCCUGUUCCUGCGUUUCCAGGCGGAACACGAUCGCACAAAGGCGGGAAACAUGAUGGACGCCACCAGCAAGGCCCUGUGCACCUCCGCCAAGCAGAGGAUGGCACUUUGCCCGCCACUGCACCGUUUGCACCAGGAAGUGGAGACGUUCAGGCGGCGCGCCAUCGCUGACUCGCUGCUGACAGUCAGUCACAUGGAGAAGGCCCGCACCGAGUACAGAGGAGCUCUGCUGUGGAUGAAAGACGUCUCCCAAGAACUCGACCCAGACACCUACAAACAGCUGGAAAAGUUCCGCAAGGUCCAAACCCAGGUCAGAGGGAGCAAGAGCCAGUUUGAGAAGCUGAAGAAUGAUGUGUGUCAGAAGGUUGACAUGUUGGGAGCGAGCCGCUGCAACAUGCUUUCCCACUCGCUCUGUACCUACCAGACCACUCUGCUGCAGUUCUGGGAGAAGACGGCCCACGCCAUGUCGGGAAUCCAUGAGGCCUUCCAAGGACAUGUACCGUACCAGUUCACCACUCUCAAGGACCUGCGAGACCCACUGGAGGAACUAGCAGACGCACAGAAACAAGAGCAUAAGAAGGAGAAGGCUCUACCGAGCAACACGGACAGUCUGGUGUCCUUGGAUGACGACAAGCCACCAGGAAGUGCUUCUGGCGCAGCGCACCAAAACACUACCACACCCACUCCAGCCCUGCACGCUCUCAGAGGACUGUCGGCGGGCUCUGAUGACGACCUGAUGCUCAUCGCCUGUGAUGUGCCACAGUCCCAGCACUCAGCCUCAAGACACGGCGCUCUGCAGCCUCAGCUCCUGCCUCCUCCUCAGGGUGGAGACACGAGUGAGCCCUGGGGCUUCGGGAGCCUCCGGUCCAGCCUGUCACAGCUGCCUGCCCCCGGUGGGGGUUCGCUCUCAGGUGGUGCGCCCCACACUGGUGGGACAGGGCUGAGGCCGGAUGAGGACGAUGGCGAACGGGGCGACAUGGCUUUUCUCAAAGACCUCCUCAGCCCGGGCCCGGGGGCCAGCGACGAGUUCAGCAGAGAGUGGCAGGAUGCGUUCGGGCUCUUCGAGCCUCCCAGUGAUCCUCCACCGAGCACAGGAGCAGAAAGUAGUGGGCCAGCAGAAGGUAGUGGGCCAGCAGCACGCCCACCCUCGAACCCCCCCAGCCCCACAGGCUUCCUGCCCUCCCAGCUGCUGGAUCACAGUCUGAGUGCUACAGGCUGGUCGACCCCACCUAUGUUCCAAGCUCCGCCCCUGCAGCCUCCUUCUGGUCAGAACCAAUCAGCUCAGCCGGCUCCAUGUCCUGCAGCUAACGCUGCUCCAGGUGGAUCCAAAGACAUGUCUGCCUGGUUCAACCUGUUUGCCGACCUGGACCCCCUCUCCAACCCCGACGCCAUUGGUCGCUCCCCGGACGAGCUGCUCAACGCCUAAAGCUGUUUGCGUGAAUGUGUGUGUGUGUGUGUGUGUGUGUGUGUGUGUGUGUGCAGCAGUGUAUGAUAUCUCUUACAGGAUCUGAUUGUCAGCAAGUUUUUUUUAUGUCAACAAUUAAGUACAAGAACACACAAAAACAGUGAAACACACGCACAGAUAAUGAUGCGCCAGAUGUGCACAUCCAACUUUGACUGUUAACACACACACGAAGCAGCUGACUCAUACACACACACACACACACACACGGCACACCUCACGUAGUUUGUUGCCUUUCAGUUAUUGCAGCUUCUGUCAAGCGGAGAGUUUGGGUUACAGGUUUAUUUUGGACGUGCUUUCUGUGUUUUAUCCAUGUUUGCGUUGUGUGGGUGUGUGUCUGUUUGCUGUGUACACAUCACAGGACCCAGGAUGUAAAAAUAAAUCUAUUUACUGCACAUGAUUAUCACGUACAGUGUGUGUGUGUCACCGAGCCUGUAUUUGCACACAAAGCAACGGUUGAAUCUCAAGCGGCACCGAGCCUGCAUCACCGAGCAAGACUGAAAAAUAAUAUCCUGUAAGAAAAUAGUAUCUCAAAAUAAUGACUUUAUAUUUUAUAAUAUUAUUUUAAGUCAUUACUCUGCGAAAGUCAAUAUUUGCAUCACUGGUCUCAUAAUAUUUCCUGUAAUUGAGAAGUAUUAGAUAUUAUAUCCCUGAUGUUGGGCUUAGUGAAGUUGCUUUGUGAUGCAGAGCGCUGCACAGACUCUGGAUCCCGAAGACUCCAUCUCUUUGAUAAACAAUGUGACGCUUUAUUGAUCUCUUUAAGGAAAUUGUCAGUUUUCAGCCUCGUGGUCUACAGGCAACACUGAGCUGUGAGUCUCUGGAGAGCACUGAUGGUGUCAGUGCGACAGCCUGGACUGGAGUCAGAUUCACUGUCCACGCUCUCUGUUGCUUUUGUGAACGCCUCUUUAUGUUUACCCGUCCACCUUCAUCCCAGAUUAUACUGGCUCUUAAUGUAGUGUUUAAAAAAAAAAAAAAAAAGGAUGCAAAUGACAUUAUCUUCAUUCCCAUCUGUCGUUCAAAUUUCACAAAGUCCAAGGCCAAGAAAAAUGUGUGACGAAUACAUUUAUUUUGUCUCUUGAAGGACAUUUUAAAAGUAGGACGCAGGAUUAGAUUAUUUUAUGGUGGGUGGGUUAUUUAAAUCCUAUAAACCUGCAAGUUACCGCACAUAAUGUAUUUAUUUUCAGAUUGUUUCACUGAAAGUAACACUAACACUGUAAAAUACUCUAUUUUUAACUUUGUGUGAGAAUUCAGAUGAAUUUUGGAAAUCUAUUAUUGUUUUAUGGGGAAAGAAUCCACACUGGAGAACUGUUACCAUGUCAUGAAAUGGAUGUGGAUUAGAUUCCCGCUGAUUAUGUUUGUUUUUGAAGGGAAGAACUACCAAAACUGACAUUUGUGAAUGUUUAUGAAUUGGUCGAGUGAACUGUUGCAAGAUGAAGCUGCGAGUUUCUAAAAUGUAUUUUGUGUAUAAUAUACUUAAGUUGUUGAGAUGUGAAUAUCACGCCCACAUGCACCGACUGAAACCAAAUCCACACUUACAUUUGUGUGCCUGUGUUCAUCUGACUCGGUGGAGCUAAGGUGAAAUGCAUUAUGGGGGAAAAAACAAUAACUUUUUAUACAAGCUGCAUAUUAUCCGUGCUUUUGUUUUUAAUGUGACACAGGAAGGGAAACUACUGUAUUAGUGAUUCUGUCACACAAUGCAUUACAAGAUUUACACUUAAAAAAAAAAAAGAAUGUAUUUCUCAAGUCAAUCACAAAUGCUUUAUUUAAUUCAACUAUGCCUUUUUAUUUCACUCGAGGGGUUUAACAGAUGAAAACUUGGCAGUUCUGUUUCCAAUAAACUGGACAAGCAAACAAAGAAUCCUUGUGUUGAGUAUUAAUGUGUUGAGCCUUAUUCCAAAAUGCUGUUUAUCCACUUU